GAUGCAUAAGCAUGGCAGAACAUUAAAGGCACUAUAAGCAGAGCGGAAUAUUUACGCGAGUGGAUAUACGUGGCUGACAAAGGACGAAAAAAAUGAGCAGCGACACGUUGAGCGGGAGAAGAACCGACUGCUCGUAGGGUUCUAUGGUGACUGCGCUGACUUCCAUCAGCAUCACAUUGCACAGAUGGAUCAGCGCCGGUGUUGAUCCACCUGUGCAAUGGAUUAGUGGACGCUGGUCAGGGAUCAUCCGCGAGGAUUUCACAUACAAAGACCAUUCCAUUGCAAUCAACACAACGGGUUACGCCGACGGGAAUAAAGGACCACGUUCGUCGUCCACCCUUGGGGCCUCGGAUGGAAAAAUGGCGAGUUGGCCUUUCCUUUUGCUAGUUGCGGAUGCGGAGCGAUCGACAACAUGUAGAUGUCGCAAUUGGGGUAACAGCACAAGAUUCGAAAUUGAAGAAGAUGCUACGGUGCUUCUUGAAAUGAGCGGUGAUUUCUUCUCACAGAGACCCCGCUUCCCGCCUUGGUUGUCGGGAGGAAGAGCAGUCGGCGGCGCAAUCGCGGAGGAUUAUGAACAACAGGAAUUGAAUCGAAAGCGGUGUUUGCGCGUGCGAUGGAUCGAACAUGUCUCCCUCCAUGAUGUAGAGGACUCGUCGCUUGGCAUCUCCGCCUGACUGAACUCCAAGGUCAUCCUGCUAUAACACAACGCGGAGAAGAUCUCGACAUUGCGGAAGAAGCUAUGGAGAUCGUUGGGCAGGGCGGUGAAGGCCUUUCCCGGUUGACCGCUACUUAUGGCGAUUCCUGCGAGUAUCUGGUAUCGAGACUGACAAUGAAUAUAGUUUGAGACAAUGGAAGGGAUUGGUAUGAUGAGUGCUCCAGUCAGCUGUUGGUGUCCCAAUUGAUUUCAUUGUGUCUGCUUAGGCGGGUGAUGUUCUGGGCGACCUGAUGGCUUUGUCGAAGGAGAUCCCAUGCGCAGGCAGUACCAAUACUAUCCUGUCUUUUUCACAUAGCUCGCGCUGAUAUGCUGUUGA
Messenger RNA from Fimicolochytrium jonesii, 1031 nucleotides. RefSeq lists its product as uncharacterized. The record is from RefSeq and is a predicted model, not a curated record. Bases 144 to 674 code for a protein of 176 amino acids. The transcript is spliced from 2 exons. NCBI's taxonomy places the organism in Eukaryota, Fungi, Chytridiomycota, Chytridiomycetes, Spizellomycetales, Powellomycetaceae.